AUGAGUUCAGAAAUUCCAGAAGCAAAAAAGCAUUUGGUGCCUGUCAAGGGGACAUAUCCAAAAGGAUUUAAAGCAACAGGAAUACAUUGUGGCAUCAAAAAAAAUGGGCGAAAGGAUUUAUCGUUAAUAAUUUCAGAACGACCGUGUACAUCCUCAGCAGUAUUCACAACAAAUAUAUUUAAGGCAGCGCCAGUAUUAUUAUCCAGAGAGAUAUUAGACAAACGUAAUGGACAAAAUAUUUAUUCCCUAGUAACAAAUUCAGGUUGCGCUAACGCUGUAACGGGUACAAAAGGUUUGGCAAAUGCGAGAAUGAUGAGCGAUGCCGUGUCAAAGUUAAAUGGUGUAGAAGAAAGUUCUUUAGUAAUGUCAACAGGGGUGAUUGGACAGCAUAUACCUAUCGAAAAGAUUGUUAACGGUAUAAAUCAAGCUUAUGAAUUAGCUAAACAACAAAACACUUCAGAUGAGGAAUUACAUGAAGGAUGGAUUAAAUCUGCGGAAUCUUUUAUGACCACUGAUACCUUUCCAAAGUUAAGAUCAAAAAAAUUCACUUUACCGUCAGGAUUAACAUAUAGCAUGGCAGGGAUUUCCAAAGGUGCAGGAAUGAUUCAUCCAAAUAUGGCCACUUUAUUGGCGACUGUUGUAACUGAUGUUCCUAUAACCGUUAAAGCAUUAAACGAAGCAUUAAAACACGCAGCGGAUAGAUCGUUUAAUGCCAUCAGUAUAGAUAAUGAUAUGAGUACUAAUGAUACCUUUGCUAUAUUGGCUAAUGGUGCAGCUACGAAAGAUGGUGAGAAAUUGAUUAUCGAUGACAUAAAUGGAGGAGAUUUUAUACAGUUUAGAGAUGAUCUCACAGAAUUUGCCGCCGAUUUGGCAAAAUUGGUUGUAAGAGAUGGUGAAGGUGCUACAAAAUUUGUGACCAUUCACGUUAAGGGCGCCAAAACUUUUGCGGAUGCAAAACAGAUUGCAUCUACCAUUUCUACUUCAUCAUUAGUAAAGACCGCUUUAUACGGGCAAGAUGCAAAUUGGGGACGUAUUUUAUGUGCUGUAGGAUAUGCGGGUGUUUCGUCUGUUAUUCCCGGUAAAGUUUCUGUUUCAUUCGUACCCACGGAUGGUACAGCUCCUUUACGUUUACUCACGCUGGGUGAGCCUGAAAAUGUUGAUGAAGCGAGAGCUAGUGAAAUUUUGGCAAUGGAAGAACUGGAAAUCAGUGUGAAUUUGGACAUUGGUAAUCAAGAAGCUAAAAUGUGGACUUGUGAUUAUAGUCAUGAAUACAUUACGAUCAAUGCUGAUUAUAGAACAUAA
Molecule: messenger RNA, 1302 nt
Organism: Funneliformis mosseae
Lineage: Eukaryota; Fungi; Glomeromycota; Glomeromycetes; Glomerales; Glomeraceae
Source: the annotation of a GenBank genome assembly